Parastagonospora nodorum SN15 is the source of this 2502-nucleotide messenger RNA. RefSeq lists its product as hypothetical. Bases 1 to 2502 code for a protein of 833 amino acids. Gene Ontology annotation, biological process: lipid metabolic process. Gene Ontology annotation, molecular function: triacylglycerol lipase activity. The transcript is spliced from 2 exons. NCBI's taxonomy places the organism in Eukaryota, Fungi, Ascomycota, Dothideomycetes, Pleosporales, Phaeosphaeriaceae. The record is from RefSeq and is a predicted model, not a curated record.
AUGACUGACGUGAAGAAAGAGUCGGAUGGCCCAGAGCCCUACUCGUCCUCUGCUUUCGACUUCACCCUCCUCCCCGACUACAACAACGACUUCAUCAACGAAGAUGACUUCGCCGAGUUCGCCAAAGCGCUAGCUGCCCCCGACCACCUCUCGCCAUCGACCGAAGACCUCACCGCACCGCAGCCCGAGACGGGAAAGUUCUCGGCGAACAAUGACUGGAAGCCGAUCCACCAGCGCGUGCGGCGGCGGAAGAAGAGCAAGGCACCUCCGCGGCGAGGCAAGGACGAGACACGUGAAGGCUUCGUCUACGUCCUGCUGAAAUGGCCGCUGCUUGUCGUCGUGCUUGGCUGGCUGCUGUUCCUCAGUAUUGCUUACGUAUUCACGCGGCUAUACAUCUAUCUAUAUGAGCACAUGGUCACAUGGCGAGGGACACGGCAGAAGCUACGGAGACAACUCCAGAAUGCUUCAUCAUACGAAGAAUGGAUCAAGUGCGCACAGCAACUAGAUACACACCUCGGAAGUGACGACUGGAAGAAGAACCCGAGCUACAGCUACUACGACUCCAAGACAAUCCGGAAAGUACACGAGCAGCUGGUGAAGCUGCGACAGAGGGCCGAAUCUGAUGAGACGGGCAAAUCCACCGAGAAGCACGUCGAUGGCCAGCCUCGAGCUGUCGAAGACCUCCGCGCACUCCUGGAAGCUUGCAUCAAGAACAACUUCUGUGGUUUCGAGAACCCCAGAUUAUACAGCGAGACGUACUAUGGCACAAAGGACGCUGUGCAGAGCUUCAUCGAGGAGGCUGAAGCUUCUCUGGCUUUCCUCCUUAACAGCAGUCAGCUCGACGCUGAAAACAAGCGAGCGCUUUUUAAACACUUGGGCAGUAAUUUUGGGCGCACGGCUCUUUGUUUGUCUGGAGGAGCGACAUUUGCAUACUAUCACUUCGGCGUUGCCAAGGCUCUACUUGACGCUGGCGUUCUCCCGGAAAUCAUCACAGGUACCUCGGGGGGAGCUUUAGUGGCUGCAUUGCUCUGCACAAGGACCGAUGAGGAACUCAAGAAGGUGUUGGUGCCCGCAUUGGCUGGCCGCAUUACUGCCUGCCACGAGGAUACCUGGACGUGGAUGAAGCGGUGGUAUGCUACUGGUGCUCGCUUUGAUAGCGUGGACUGGGCCAAAAAGUGCGCUUGGAUGACGCGAGGAACUCCGGAUUGCGUCGUGUGGUCUGCAGUACUGGCGUCAGCCGCCGUGCCCGGUAUACUGAACCCGGUCGUGCUCAUGAAGAAGAACCGGGAUGGAACACUAUCGCCGUACUCCUUCGGGCACAAGUGGAAAGAUGGAAGCCUGAGGACCGACAUACCCUUAAAGGCGCUGAAUCUGCACUUCAAUGUUCGAUUCUCCAUCGUCAGCCAGGUCAACCCACACAUCAACAUUUUCUUUUUCUCCUCUCGUGGCUCAGUCGGUAGACCCGUCACCCACCGGAGAGGUCGAGGGUGGCGUGGAGGCUUCAUAGGCUCCGCGACCGAACAAUACUUGAAGCUCGACCUGAACAAAUGGCUGAAGGUACUCCGCCACCUGGAAUUACUGCCGCGACCCCUCGGCCAAGAUUGGAGCGAAAUUUGGCUUCAACGUUUCAGCGGCACAAUCACAAUUUGGCCCAAAUCCAUCCCUUCCGACUUCUUUUACAUCCUCACCGACCCCACACCGCAGCGUCUGGCCCGCAUGAUCCACGUCGGUCAGCAAUCAGCCUUCCCAAAGCUGAAAUUCAUCGCCAACCGCGCCAAGCUAGAGCAUUUAAUCCAGCAAGGAAGACGGCAAUACCGCCCUCGUGGAAUCCGGGAGGAUAUCCAGGCUGUCCUAUCAGAGGACGACCUCCAAGGUCUCCUCAAGCGCACAAAAAGCAAAAGCCCGUCCGAGGAAGCCAUCUACCCGCUAUCUGGCUCCGAAUCCUCGUCGUCCGCCGAUUUCUCCCGCCCGGGUUCGCCCAUCACGCUCCCCCUUGGCUUCACAUUCACGCGUAAGAAUAAAAAGGGCCUUGCGGAUUUGCGCACCGACCCGAAAGCACUUACCGACACGCCGAAUAGUCCUUCGCUAUCUGCCCGGCUGACAGGCUGGUGGAACACCAAGUCUCCGCGCGACAGCCACCCGUCGACGCCAAAGGAUCCGUCCCGCUCACUGUCACCAUUCACGCAUCAUGAUCGGCCGAACUCCAUGUUCGAGCUGCGGCCGCCGAAGGAGGUCAGGGAUUUGCAGGCGCGCACGCAUGGACGCCCGCAGCAUCGGAAUAGCGACUUUCUUGAGGAGAUUCGGAGGCGGAGUAGUGCGUUUGUGGAGGGCGAGGGAUCGGAUGAUGAGGGCCGCGCGGGACGGUAUAGGCGCGGCGAUGUUGAUGCUGGGGCGCAGGAUGCGGAGGUCUAUGGCGAGCCAGCGGAGUUUGGGGACAAUGAGGGGGAUGGGGAGGAGGUGCAGAGUGCUGUUGGGCUGGGACUUGAGGGGAAGGGGUUGUAG